Messenger RNA from Dermacentor andersoni, 638 nucleotides. Its product is annotated as pre-rRNA-processing protein TSR2 homolog. The record is from RefSeq and is a predicted model, not a curated record. Lineage: Eukaryota; Metazoa; Arthropoda; Arachnida; Ixodida; Ixodidae.
GGCAGUGCAAGCGGCAGCGCAGCCAGCGAAGCAAAUGUAAACAUGGCGGCUGGCAACGCGUUUCACGUGUCCGUCAAAACUCUAAUAAGCGAUUGGCAUGGCUUGCAGGUUGCCAUCGAAAAUGGCAUGGGUGGUCCCCAGGCACGGGAGAAGGAGCAGUGGCUCGUUGGAGUCAUAGAACAAUACUUCGCCGAAAACAGUAGUUUGCAUCCCGAUGAAGUGGCCGACUUGAUAGCAGAGAUUGUCGACAACGAGUUUGACACCAUUAUCGAAGACGGCAGCAUAGGACAGAUAUCAGCCUUGUUGUGCAAACACUACCAGCUUUGCCUUGAGGGCAGGGAAAAUGAAGUGCUGGAAUCUUUGUCGCAAAGGCUUCCGCAAACGAGGACGCUGAGGGUACCUGUCGCUGGAGACUACGACAGUGAUGACGAAGCAGAAAUGCAGAACCACAUCAACACGGACGUUUCGUCACAGCUGGGAGACCUUCAGCUGAAUGGGCCCAGCUCAAGCCAGCAGCCAUCACGGCGACAAGAACCGGAUGAAGACGGCUGGACAGUCGUGAGGCAUGGAAGGAGGACAUAGCCAUGGACACUGCCACUAAUAGUAUAUCUAAUUAAAUGUCUUGUGUUGCUGUCAGU